CGGAACCUUAAAAAGCCCCACAUUCCUCAUGCCUGGCACAUACCAUCAGAACUCACCUGGAGUGGCAAGUUCGUCUGUGGACGGCAAGAUGGUGGAAUGACAUGAACAACAGGGUGUUUAUAGUAAAUAUGCUGCAGGGUCCUGCUACCGUGCAUGUACAGUCUGGCCACAAAUCUGAGACUUAUGAUGCUAGGGCCGGAAUGUGGUCGCACUCUGUCCCAAUGACUUUUCAAAAACGGAGCUUCAAGGUUGUUCGUGAGAAAAAGACGGUUAAUUCUCUGUGUGGGACUAUUGGAAGGAUAUUACUGGCAAGUGCUCGUGUGGAAACUACAAUUUCAAUCCUUAUGCGGGCACUCUGCUGGUGGAGGCUUCUGUUGAUCGGCUGCAGGCGGCUGGAGUGGUACUGUUGUCACUGGGAUAGUAGAGUGCACGUCCGACUAAGACUCUGGGUGUUACCGAAAUUUUUAAUGGAGGGGGCUAACUAUUCAUUGGGCAAGAUGUUACAUUAGAUAAAGUCAAUUCAAGCAUUACAGUAUUCUUGCCAUUUUUGAGAGGAUAUUGGUUACUCGAGCAUUUAGUUAUGGUAUUUUUGUGUGUGUGUGUGUGUGUGUGUGUGUGUGUGUGUGUGUGUGUAAUUCAUCUAUCCUGACCCCUCGUGGAUGAGAUUUUGUAAGCGUCACAUGGUUUCUAUUGGAUGGCGACUACUAACUAGUUAGUGUGAAC
Molecule: messenger RNA, 723 nt
Organism: Aspergillus wentii DTO 134E9
Lineage: Eukaryota; Fungi; Ascomycota; Eurotiomycetes; Eurotiales; Aspergillaceae
Exons: 2
Coding region: 102-509 (135 amino acids)
Source: RefSeq, a predicted model, not a curated record